This is a messenger RNA of Cajanus cajan (pigeon pea), 1065 nucleotides long. Its product is annotated as ER-based factor for assembly of V-ATPase. Gene Ontology annotation, biological process: vacuolar proton-transporting V-type ATPase complex assembly. The record is from RefSeq and is a predicted model, not a curated record. Lineage: Eukaryota; Viridiplantae; Streptophyta; Magnoliopsida; Fabales; Fabaceae. Gene Ontology annotation, cellular component: endomembrane system.
UAUUAUGCGGUGAAGGGUGGUGCGGUGUGGAAGAUAGUAGCAGAGCAGAAUGAGUAGCGAAAACUCAAAGCGGGUCGGGUUAGUUAUAUCGAGCACCGAAUCCAUUCGGGUUUUCCUCUCCGGAGCGUCGAAAGACGCCACUCUCUCCGACGAGCUCCGGCAAACAUCCUCCGAUCUCCUCCUCCAAUCGGAGUUACCCUACGCACCGCUUCGUGCUCUCUGGACUGCCUCUCAUCCAUCCACCAGACCCGAUUUGACCCGACUCUUCUCGGGCACCCGUUUCAUCUUUUCCAGCCCUAAGCCCAGAGAGAAGAGUGAAGAAUUGAAAGCCAGGCUCAAAAAGUUGGAAGAUUUAGCCGAGAGGAAAGCGUAUCAAGAGCUUGUCAAGGAUAUCACACCGCCUAAGGAUGUCCAGGAGCCAUUCUCUUCUUACAAGGAUCAAUUAGGGUUUGGUUUGCAUGUUCUGGUUACCAUGUUUACUGGCUAUCUUGUCGGAUAUGCAGCAUUUAGAGCGUUGUUUAAUCACAGCCCUGCCAUGAAUGCUGCUGGAGGAAUUCUCGGGUUGGUUGGUGCCAUGUUUGUGGAAACUUUUCUUUUCAUUAUUAGAAGUUCCAAUGCAGAUGCCAACAAAACAAGAAAAUCCAGUCAGAAUCCGAGACCAUCCUUUUCAACAUCCCGGAAUAAGAAAAAUCAGUAGACAUUAUCAGGUUGGUUAUUAUUCAGUUUUACAUUGGGUUGUAAAACAAAAUCAUCUAGUAUAGUCCAUUGAAAAUUAAACACUCUUCUCAGUUAUAAAUAAUUCAAAAGUGGCCGUUACUUGAUAAAUCGUGGCACCCCCUCCUUGGCCUUAUGCAAAGGACAUGAAUAUUAUUGCCUGAGGAUCCAAGAAGUAUGGACACUUCGUGUCAUGUCAAAGCUAUGUUAGAUACAUGUCCAUGUCAGAUACUACAUAGACACUUAAAUUCUUUUGAUUGUAAUUUUACUAUUUUUAUACCUUCUUUUAACCUUUGUACCAAUACUAAUUUGAAUAUUACAAUAGUUAAAUAAUUUUGUUUUUUUUUUGAA